Molecule: messenger RNA, 2604 nt
Organism: Daldinia caldariorum
Lineage: Eukaryota; Fungi; Ascomycota; Sordariomycetes; Xylariales; Hypoxylaceae
Product: AAA-domain-containing protein
Exons: 2
Coding region: 292-2427 (711 amino acids)
Cellular component (GO): cytoplasm
Molecular function (GO): ATP hydrolysis activity; ATP binding
Source: RefSeq, a predicted model, not a curated record
CAUCUCCCUUUUACUUCACGUUUGUGAUCUAUAAUUUAGAAAAUAGUUCUUCUUUAAAAAUCCAAGGAACUACGAUUUUGUAGUUAUUUUAAUGCGACAAUGAACAAUAUUAUCACCUUUAGUGUCUAUAAAGUUACUAACGACCCGCCUGGGCUACCUUAAGGUAUUAACAGGUCCCUAGAGAAUUUUUAUUCAUAUCAGGUACCUUGGUAAACUCGUUAAAACUUCCACUUAUACAGUUAUAAGCACCUAAACCUACUACGCUCACUUACACAAUAACUUCUCCUGACAAUGGGAAAGGACGAUUUCAAAGUCCGGUUACAGCCGCAAGAUGUAGCCAACCAAAAGAACCCCACGUAUAAGAACGCCGCCAAAAUCUUCAUCCAUCCCACCACCUUCGCCCAAGGGGGCUUUGUUACAGCGCAUCUCUGCAACAUCGAAACGGAUGGGCCUACUCGAUGGGAGGCCGUUGCGUGGCCGGCACCGGAUAAGAAUGUUGCGAAUAACAUCGUCUCCGUUAGCCGAGUUUUUCAAAAGCUGGCCAGUCUAGAACUCGGCCAGCUGGCUAAAGUUACUCCUGGCAAUGGGCCGGUUCCCGAUGCUGGGACGGUGAUUAUGAAAGAGAUUACUCCAGAUCCUGCGCCGUUGCCUGCUUCGGAACAGACGAGAUGGCAAUACUAUCUUGAGAGUCGAUUAGAGACAGCAGAAUUCAUCUUGCCGAGCAUGUCCUUUGAUGACGUCGUUCUGAAUGGGUCAAGACGCUCGUUCGUGGUUAUAUCUGUAAAUGGUAGGACCGACAGUGUAGCCAAAUACGCCCCUGGCUUGACAAUAGUUGAGUUUUCUAGCGAAGAAGCGGUCCAAACCAGGGGUAAGUUAGAAGUCAGCCCGCUACCGGGUAUGAAACGCCAAAUAGACGAGCUUAACGAAUUCUUCAACGACUUUGAUGUCGAGUUCGAAGGAUAUACUACACCGACUUACUCUUGUGGAAUUGUUAUAUAUGGAAGCCAUGGGACGGGGAAAUCGAUGUUACUCGACCAUAUCGCUGCCACCAAUUGGGGCAGAGUUGUUCGACUAAGCUAUAAUGACAAGCCGUCAACCAUACAAACCUGUUUUAAAACUGCCCUCGAGCAACGCAGUCCGACUAUUCUCUUAUUAGAUGAUAUAACAAGGUUAAUAGGAAAGGAACAGUCAAAUCGUCAGGUUAUGAUUGAGACCAUCGGCGAGGGACUGGAUGCUUUAUCAAAUAGGGCGCGCCAACAAAAUAAGAGGCCGCAUAUCUUGGUGGUCGCUACUUGUCUCGACUACCUAAACGACAUCCCCCACUCUCUUCAACGGCCCGGUCGCUUCGAGGAACACAUCGCUCUUCCCGUCCCAGAUGCACAAGGUCGCAAGGAGAUCAUCCGCUAUCACAAGCCAACCUUCGCCCCCGAUGUGUUUGAUCAGCAUGUAUCAGACCUUGGUGACAGGACGCAUGCGUAUACUGGCGCAGAUCUCCGUAAAGUCCUAUACCGCGCAACUAAGGCGUGGAGGAAGCGGGUAGGAAGCCCUUCUAAGAAGGAACCCCUGAUAUGGGACGAUGUGACUAAAGGGUUACAAGAAGUGCGACCUACAGCCAUGCAUGACAUAAACCUCAAGCCGCCUACCGUGCGCUGGAGCGACAUCGGUGGCUAUGAGGAAGUUAAAGUUGCUUUGCAACGAGUGCUGCGACGUCCUACAGGUCCUCGAGCUAGGAUGUCGAAGCCUCCGAAGGGCGUUCUUCUCUACGGCCCGCCUGGAUGCUCUAAAACCAUGACGGCCCAAGCCAUGGCGACAGAAUCCGACUUCAACUUCUUCGCCGUGAAGGGAGGUGAGCUCUUGAACAUGUACGUGGGGGAGACUGAACGGUCGAUUCGUAACCUGUUUAAACGAGCGCGCGAAGCCAGUCCUAGCAUCAUAUUCUUUGACGAGUUCGACUCCAUCGCAGGAACGCGAUCAGGCGGAAGUACAGGCGGAGGCGUACAAGCACUUACCACGCUCCUUACCGAAAUGGACGGGUUUGAGCGUAUCGGGGAGGUAUUCGUGCUAGCGGCGACGAACAAACCGGAACUACUAGACUCAGCGCUACGGCGACCGGGCCGUUUCGACGAGCUGAUCUACGUGCCGCUGCCGGAUGCCAAGGCACGCGAAGCCAUUUUCGCCGCCAAAGCUAAGGAGCUCGGCUUCCCUGAGGACGGGACCAUUGACAUCCCCGAGCUGGCGCGCCAGAGCGAAGGAUACUCGGGAGCAGAAGUCGCGCGGAUCUGCGACAAGGCGUUCUGGGACGCGGAUGAGAACGAUGGCAUCUCGGCGAUGGGGGUGCUGCUUGCGGCGAUACACAAGACGCCGAAGUUGGUCACGAAGGAUAUGUUGGAUCAUUAUAGGGAGUGGCAGGAAAAGUUUAGGUCAUAAGGGGGCAUUUUACAUAUCAAGUGGCUAAAGCGUAUAUAUGUGUGAUAUUGCCUUGUGAUGGAUAGGGGUAGAUGCCUGUAUAGACGCGGAGCUCAAUGUCGCUGCCUGAAAUUAUGCCUGAUGAUACCGAGCCUAUUUACUUGUUAAUUGAUCAGAUUAGAACUUGUUGCCCUAUAC